Molecule: messenger RNA, 2400 nt
Organism: Caenorhabditis angaria
Lineage: Eukaryota; Metazoa; Nematoda; Chromadorea; Rhabditida; Rhabditidae
Source: the annotation of a GenBank genome assembly
AUGAGUCGCUGGAUUCAAAACGGAGACAAUGUGGACAUCACAAAAGAGCGAAAAAAUGCAACAUUCAACACUGAAAGAAUGUCAGCCUGGAUUCACGGCGGAGACGAAGUUCUGAAAAGACGUCGUGAAAUUUUGGACUAUGUAAAAUCAAAUCCCGAUUUCAAAGAUCCAAUUCCAGUCGAAUUUUUGUCGCGUGAAGAGAGGGUUUCAAAUGGAACUCGGAAGAUUGUCAAAAUGACUGAUAAUACUGAUCAAAUUGAUGGAGCUGACUUUUUUGGAGAAGGAAUGUAUUUUCAAUCGUGAGUUUGGAAAUUUGUUUUAGAGGAGUACUGUAGCUAAAAAAUAAGCUUUCAAAUUCAAGAAAUUCCAAAAAUCCACAUUUUUCUAGCUUGGUAAUGGGUCGUGACCUUCACCCACUCUCACUUCAUUACAUCAUGUUUUUGCCAACUCUUCAAGGUCAAACCGAUGACGAACAAUUGGAUGAAUGGCUCCCAAAAGCAAUCGCAAGAUCAAUCGUCGGAACUUAUGCUCAAACUGAAUUGGGACAUGGAACUAAUUUAUCGAAACUUGAAACUACAGCUACUUAUGAUCCAAGUACUCAAGAAUUUGUUUUACAUUCUCCAACUAUCACUGCUGCUAAGUGAGUUACAAAUUUUAUCAAUCAAAAUUUUUCCUAGUCUAGUCUAGUAUAGUGUAUGUAUGAUAACAGAAAAAGGGCAAUUUUGAAAUGAUAAACAGAAAAUUCUGAAUUACAAAAAAUCAAAGGACUUUUUCAAAGUUCAAUUUUGACCACGAGUUCAUCUAACCUAUUUUUUGCAGAUGGUGGCCAGGAGGUCUUGGAAAAUCGUCAAACCACGCCAUUGUCGUUGCUCAACUCUACACAAAAGGCCAAUGUAAAGGACCACAUCCGUUUAUCGUGCAAUUGAGAGAUUUGGAAACUCAUAAACCAAUGAAAGGAGUUCGAUUAGGUGAUAUUGGACCAAAGCUUGGAAUUAAUGGAAGUGAUAAUGGAUUUUUGCUUUUUGAUAAAUAUCGAAUUCCGAGAAAAGCUAUGUUGAUGAGAUAUUCGAAGGUGAGCAUUCUGAAGUUUUCUGAAGCCCCAUGAAGCCUUUGAAAUAUUCCAGGUUCAACCAGAUGGCACAUACAUCGCCCCAGCUCAUUCAAAACUCGGCUACGGUACAAUGGUCUUCGUCCGAAGUAUCAUGAUCAAAGAUCAAGCAACUCAACUCGGCGCUGCUGCCACAAUUGCAACAAGAUAUUCCGCAGUUCGUCGACAAGGUGAACCAGUUGUGGGAAAUGGCGAAAUUCAAAUUCUUGAUUAUCAAACUCAACAAUAUCGUGUUUUCCCCCAACUUGCCAGAGCUUUCGCUUUCCUUUUCGCCGCCUAUGAAAUUCGUGAUUUAUAUCUUCGCCUAACUGAAGAACUUACCCAUGGAAACACUGAACUUCUCCCUGAAAUCCAUGCAUUGUCUUCUGGUUUGAAAAGUGUAGUCUCAUGGGAUACAGCUCAAGGAAUUGAGCAAUGUCGAUUGUCAUGCGGAGGACAUGGAUAUUCACAAGCUUCAGCUUUUCCUGAAAUCUAUGGAUAUGCUGUUGGAGGUUGCACAUAUGAAGGAGAAAAUUUGGUAAUGUUAUUGCAAGUUGCACGAUAUCUUGUAAAAGCGGCUGAAGAAACACGAAAAGGAACUUCAAAUUUGGCGGAAAUUUGUGGAUAUAUUUCGAAAACUGGGCGAAGAACUAGCUCACUAACUUCUAUUGCAAAUUAUACAACUGAUCAGAUUAUUGAAGAUUUGGAGCAUGUUGCGAGAAAACAAGUGUUCCAUGCUUAUGACAAGUUGAAGAAAGCGCAACAACAUGUAAAGCCGGAAGAUGCAUGGAAUCAAUCUUCUGUUGAACUUGCCAAAGCUUCAAGAGUGGGUUUUUUUUUUUGAAAAAUUUGGAUUCUCAGGAAUUGUGCCAAAAUCUAGUGAAUUUUGAAAUUUUUUCCAGUGGCACGUUCGCCUGUACCUCGUCAAAACGUUCCUCAAAAAAGUCGACAAAGCUCCAGAAGAUUUGAAAAAAGUGAUGAUCCACGUGGCUCGCCUCUACGCAUUCGACAUAAUUUCCUCAUCAAGCGGAAAUUUCUUGGAAGAAGGAUAUAUGAGACCAGAUCAAAUAACUGAAAUUAAAGAAGGUGUCUAUGAAUGUUUGGCUAAAAUUCGUCCAGUUGCUGUAAGUCUUGUUGAUAGUUGGGAUUAUGAUGAUUUGGAAUUGAAAUCGGUUCUUGGAAAACGUGAUGGAAAUGUUUAUGAAGCGCUGCUCCAAUGGGCUCAAAAUUCUCAAUUGAAUAAAUCUGAUGUUAUUCCGACUUUUGAGAAAUACCUUGGUCCAAUGAUGAAAGAUGCCAGAUCGAAAUUAUAA